This is a messenger RNA of Cucumis melo (muskmelon), 2196 nucleotides long. Its product is annotated as calcium-dependent protein kinase 2. Lineage: Eukaryota; Viridiplantae; Streptophyta; Magnoliopsida; Cucurbitales; Cucurbitaceae. The record is from RefSeq and is a predicted model, not a curated record. Gene Ontology annotation, cellular component: nucleus; cytoplasm. The transcript is spliced from 8 exons. Gene Ontology annotation, molecular function: calcium-dependent protein serine/threonine kinase activity; ATP binding; calmodulin binding. Bases 268 to 1875 code for a protein of 535 amino acids. Gene Ontology annotation, biological process: intracellular signal transduction; peptidyl-serine phosphorylation; protein autophosphorylation.
AUGAGAAGACAAUGUCAAUGGCUUCUUCCUAAAAUUGCUCUCUAUCAAUCCUCCAUGUUUGGAUCAGUUUCUUCCAACCUGUCUUCUCCUCAAUUUCCACCAUUUUUCUUCCUUCUUUUUCUCUUUCUUUCUCAUUCUCUAUACAUGGAUUUUUCUCUCUCGCUCACCUUUGGUUCUCCCCCAAUUCCCCAUUCAAUCUUGUCACCUACAAUUCCUCAACCCUAGCCCACCGCCACCGCCACCUACCCCACCUCCCGCUCCUCCGCCAUGGGCAACUGUUGCUCUCGUGAAAACCCCGACGAGGCUCCUGCCACCAGCGUCAAGGAAGAAUCCAACAACGCUGAUAAUUCGAAGGAUGAUGGCGGAAAUACCAAUCACGGAAAUUCCACUAAUAACCCAUCUAGUAAAACUCCUCCUUCUGCCUCUCCGGCGGCUUCCACCAAACCUUCGAAGCCAUCUCAGAUCGGUACUGUUUUAGGGCGGCCGAUGGAAGAUGUUCGAUCUACUUACUCCAUUGGUAAGGAGCUGGGAAGGGGUCAAUUCGGGGUAACCCAUUUAUGUACUCAUAAGGCUUCUGGCGAACAGUUGGCCUGCAAAACCAUUGCUAAGAGGAAACUUGUAAAUAAAGAAGAUAUUGAAGAUGUUAGGAGGGAAGUCCAGAUUAUGCAUCAUUUAACUGGUCAACCUAAUAUUGUCGAGCUUAAAGGAGCUUAUGAAGAUAAGCAUUCUGUUCAUUUAGUUAUGGAAUUGUGCGCUGGAGGAGAGUUGUUUGAUCGUAUCAUUGCCAAAGGCCAUUAUACAGAGCGAGCCGCGGCUUCUUUGCUCAGGACUAUUGUCCAGAUUGUUCAUACUUGUCAUUCCAUGGGGGUUAUUCAUAGAGAUCUUAAGCCUGAAAACUUCCUCUUGCUCAGUAAAGACGAGGAUUCUCCACUUAAGGCUACUGAUUUCGGUUUGUCAGUGUUCUAUAAGCAAGGAGAGGUAUUCAAGGAUAUUGUUGGUAGUGCAUAUUACAUUGCCCCAGAAGUGUUGAAAAGGAGAUAUGGACCUGAAGUUGAUAUUUGGAGUGUUGGAGUUAUGCUAUAUAUUUUACUGUGUGGUGUUCCACCUUUUUGGGCAGAAUCUGAACACGGGAUAUUCAAUGCGAUCUUGCGUGGUCACAUCGAUUUCACUAGUGAUCCAUGGCCUUCAAUAUCACCUGCAGCAAAGGAUCUUGUAAGGAAGAUGUUGAAUUCAGACCCCAAGCAGAGAUUGUCAGCCUUCCAAGUUUUAAAUCAUCCAUGGAUUAAGGAGGAUGGAGAAGCGCCUGAUACUCCACUUGACAAUGCGGUGCUCAAUAGGCUCAAACAGUUCCGUGCGAUGAACAAAUUCAAGAAAGUUGCCCUUCGGGUGAUUGCGGGAUGUCUAUCGGAGGAAGAAAUCAUGGGGCUCAAACAAAUGUUCAAGAGCAUGGAUACUGAUAACAGCGGGACAAUAACGCUUGAAGAGCUAAAGCAAGGACUUGCAAAGCAAGGCACAAAACUCUCUGAAUAUGAAGUUAAACAAUUAAUGGAAGCCGCUGAUGCUGAUGGUAAUGGAACCAUAGACUAUGAUGAGUUCAUCACAGCAACAAUGCACCUGAACCGAAUGGAUAGAGAAGAACACCUUUACACUGCCUUCCAGUAUUUCGACAAAGAUAACAGCGGAUAUAUCACUACGGAGGAGUUGGAGCAAGCUCUUAGAGAAUACGGCAUGCAUGAUGGAAGGGACAUUAAGGAGAUCCUUUCUGAAGUGGAUGCAGACAAUGAUGGUCGCAUCAACUAUGAUGAAUUUGUAGCGAUGAUGCGAAAAGGAAACCCAGAAGCAAAUCCCAAGAAGCGUCGUGAUGUUUUCGUUUGAUUUUGGUUGUUGGGAGUGAAGUGGAGGAAAUGACAAGAAAUACCACCAAAAUGUUUUGUUCUUCAGAAGAGAAAUUAAUAUGAAGGUGACGUUUACAGAUGCUCAUUGUACAUUAAUUAUGUAAAGUGAAUGGGAAGGGUUGAAGCAAAAAAGUGUUUUUUUUUACUUUUAUCUCGAGCAUGCAUAUAUUUAAGUGCGAAUGGUGGUUCCUUUCAGAGAUAGAAAGUCGCCUUUAUAAAGAAAAAGAAAGGAAAAGGAAAGGGAAGGUUGACAUCUUACCCCUCAUUCUUAGAAUUUAAUGGUGAUUUUCUGAUGUUUGUA